CUCCCGGCGCCCUCGGAGCCAGAGCAGCGCUCGGAGCUCAGAGCUCGCUUUCCCUCGCCGCUGUCGUCGCCGCUGCCCGCCGGCCCGCCCUUGGCGCGUCCCCGCCCCGCUCUGCUCCGAUCCCUGCAGCCGUCCCGGAGCGCGCUUACCUGUCGCUGCGAACACAGUAUCCCCGUUGCGGCACCGCGGCGAUGGCCACCAAGAUCGACAAAGAGGCUUGCCGGACGGCGUACAACCUGGUGCGCGACGACGGCUCGGCCGUCAUCUGGGUGACUUUUAAAUAUGACGGCUCCACCAUCGUCCCCGGCGAGCAGGGAGCGGAAUAUCAGGACUUCAUCCAACAGUGCACAGAUGACGUCCGAUUGUUUGCCUUCGUGCGCUUCACCACCGGGGACGCGAUGAGCAAGAGGUCCAAGUUCGCCCUCAUCACAUGGAUCGGCGAGAAUGUCAGCGGGCUGCAGCGCGCCAAGACCGGCACGGACAAGACCCUGGUGAAGGAGGUGGUGCAGAAUUUCGCCAAAGAGUUUGUGAUCAGUGAUCGGAAAGAGCUGGAGGACGACUUCAUCAAGAGCGAGCUCAAGAAGGCGGGGGGAGCCAAUUACGACGCCCAGACGGAGUAACCCCCGCGCACCCCGCCCCUUGCCAAAGUCAUCUGCCUGCUCCCCGGGGGAGGGGACCACGGCCUCAGCUACCAGCCCACCAGCCCACCAGGGAGAGGAGACGCCAAGAGAGGCAGCGCCCACCACCCCGUCCAAAACCCAGCUCCCCUCCCCGCUUCCCUUGUGCACCUGCCAUGUCCUAGCCCACGAAGCUCAUGGAACAUCUUUCUUUUCUCUUUUUUUCUUUCUUUCCCCCCCUCUUUCUUGUUCUAAAGAAAAAUCAUUUUGAUGCCGAGGUCACGCACAUCAUCAGAUCAGAGGUGCCUCCCAUGGUGACCCUUUCCUGGUAUUUCACUGACGCACAAGCAGCCUGCCCGGCCUCACCCACCAACCUCGUGUUGCUUGUGGCGCCUGGGCCGUGGCUGCUAUCCUGGUUUUCCUCGGCGCCUGACUGCUUCCUGCUGAGGAGGCAGCUGUGCCCUCGACGGCGCCCUCCACAAGCACACAUGUGUCCCGCUGGCCAGGCUCACACCCCCGAGAGUCGCUCCAGAGUCCCCACCCCCCCAUCCCAAGUUGCCUAAGCUCCAGGCUCAUCAGAGAUGGUGCUCCGUGGUGAGACGUGCAGGGCUGACUCAGACCGAAAGAGAAGAGAGAAAUUUUGCCUUAAAAGUUGCCUGGCUUUGCCACCGGUCUGAAGUGGCCCGUUCCCACCCUCUUGAUCAAAAAUCUCACGAUGGCGUGGAGUGGGGACAAAGGUCUAAGUCCAGAUUCAACAGGAGGAGUCUUUCAGGGUUCACUUCCCGGGCUCCCCAGGUGAUGAGGACAUUAGGGAGAGAGGCCCGGGGUGCGGGAUGGGAACUGAGGUCCAGUCGGUCCUCUGCCCGACGGCACGGACAGCAGGGGACAGAGCGUGUACAGCAGGAGCCCCACCCUCUCGGGACCAGAAAGUCUGUGGUUUUAAUCCUUAGCACCACACCGUCUUUUUUUCAGAGAAAGAUGAGAUUGGCUUGGUUCUUCGUGAGCACGUUUGGUAGCAUUCUUUUUCUCUUUUCCUUGCUCAUUUCGUUGGGGGACGUCUGUGCUGUGUUGGGGUCUUGAAUAGCAUCCGCACUCAAAACGGUUUACAGAAAUAAAUGGGUUUUUUGUUUUUCAAAAAACGAGGCUGUCUGAUUGGUCUUAUAAAGCUUCUCACUUUACUGGAAAAACGAAGGCGGUUGUCGUAUUCAGAUUUAAUCGGCAUUCACGGAGCUAUUGGGGGCUGGGCGUAUUCUUAUUCCAUAGCUUGUUUAAUUUUUAGCAAUAACCGUAAGAGAUAGGUGCUGUUGGGGACUUCCCUGGCAAUCCAAUGGUUAAGACUCCGAGCUCCCAAUGCAGGGAGCAAGGUUCGAUCCCUGGUCAGGGAACUAAGAUCCCACAAGCCUCACAGUGUGGCAAAAAAAAAAAAAAGAUAGAAAUAGGUGCUGUUGGCAUCCCCAUUUUAUGGAAACUGAGGCUCAGAGAGUCUCAGUGAUUCACCUGAGGCCACCCAGCUGGAAGGUGGCAGAGCUGGGAUUCGAACCUGGGUCUCCCAGUGGCCCUGGUGCUGUAGCUCAUGAGGGGAGUGGAGAGGCCCUGGAUUGGAGAGAGAGAGGAGAUGGCAGGAUUGUGAUGUGUCUUGUGUGGUCAGAAGCCUCCUCUCUGUGUGUUCAGGAAAAGCUGGGAGAAAGCGUCCUCCUCAGCUGGGCUGUGACUUCCUUUAUGAGGUUGUCCUAGAGCUUCAAAACGGGAUUUCCAGCAUGCCAGCCCCAGUGGGAAUGCAGAAUCAGGCCAGAGGAGUUUCAGAUGCACAACCGGGUUUGGAGGAGCUGGGAGUGGGGAGAGGAGGGUGCGGGGAAAGGGCGGAAACCGAAAUCAGAGCAGGAAGGAAUCCUGCAAGAUGUGGGCAAGGCUGGAGGUCGCCCAAGCCCCAUCCCCAGCCAUGCCCCUCUGCUCACAGCUGUGUGGCUUUGGGCAAGUUAGCUAACCUCCCUGGGCCUCACUUCUCUCAUUUGCGAACUCCUUAAGGAGCAGCGAGGAUUCUGAGGGUAUCCAGCAGGGCUCAGCCCUCAUCCCGUCCGGCCUGCCACUAGGUCUUGAGAGCUCUGGGUGCCCCAGUUUUUCCCUAAACCUAGAGCAAAGGGAGCCAAAGUAGGUCUCUGACUUCCUGGCCUACGGGCUUUUAGCUCUGGUCAGAGAACUUGGGAUAAUUACACAUGUAGAUAAACCCCUUCGGGAAGAAGAGCCAGGUUCAGUGAGAGUAAAUCACAAAGGGACUGGGCCUGGUUGGGGGCAAGGGAGGGCCUCCCUGAGGAGGUGACACCUGAGGACUGCAGGAGAGGAGGGAAGCAGGCAAAGGGGUGGAGGGACAAAGGCUCCUGGGGAUGUUUGCCCAGGGGAAGAACAAAGAGGGUGGAGCUGGGUUUGUGUGUCAAGGAGCUUGGCUUUAAUUGAAAGCUGAAGCUCCGGCCUUGGCUGGGAUUUCAGAGAGUGCCUGAUGGGAUCUCGGGGUCUUCAAGGGCAGAGAGGCUUUGCCUUUAUCUCUUUAUCCCCCUGUAACUAGCAUCCAGCAGGUGUCUGGUCACGUUGCCUGGAGCUGCCUCCACCUACUCCCAACGCUGCCCAGGGCCCAGAUGCCCCGGGUUGGCCUCCAUCAGGGCCUGGCAGGGGUUGGGGCGGAGCUCUGGGUAUUCCUUGCUCACAGAUGCUCUGAAUUACUUGACGCGUUGGGCAUUCAGCAGCUGUUCCAGGUUAUCCCAAACUGACGGGUGUAAAACAACCACCAUGUUUUGCCCUUGAUUUUGUAGAACCAGAAUUUAGGAAGGGCUCAGCUGGGCGAUUCUUACUAGCAGGGUCUCUCCUUUGGCUGCAGUCGGAUUGACUGGGCUGGAAGCCCAGGCUGAACGUGGCCGGCAGCUGUUGCUGGGCUGUGUAUCAGAGCACUCAGCUUGUCCUGCCACCGUGGUAUCAGGCUGUGGCCUUCCUUUUUUUUUUUUUUAAUGUAUUUGAUUGACGUAUAGUAGAUUUACAAUGUUGUGUUAAUUUCUACUGUACAGCAAAGUGAUUCAGUCAUACAUACAUUCUUUUUCAUAUUCUUUUCCAUUAUGGUUUAUCACAGGAUAUUGAAUAUAGUUCCCUGUGCUCUACAAUAGGACCUUGUUGUGUAUCCAUUCUCUAUGUAAUAGUUUGCAUCUGCUAAUCCCAAACUCCCAAUCCAUCCCUCCUCCACCCCCCUCCCCCUUGAUAACCUCCAGUCUGUUCUCUGUGUGCGACUCUGUUUCUGUUUCAUAGAUAAGUUCAUUUGUGUCAUAUAUUAGAUUCCACAUAUAAGUGAUAUCA
This is a messenger RNA of Balaenoptera acutorostrata (minke whale), 3953 nucleotides long. RefSeq names its product coactosin like F-actin binding protein 1 (gene COTL1). The transcript is spliced from 4 exons. Gene Ontology annotation, cellular component: cortical actin cytoskeleton; actin filament; plasma membrane. NCBI's taxonomy places the organism in Eukaryota, Metazoa, Chordata, Mammalia, Artiodactyla, Balaenopteridae. The coding region runs from base 192 to 620 and encodes 142 amino acids. The record is from RefSeq and is a predicted model, not a curated record. Gene Ontology annotation, molecular function: actin filament binding. Gene Ontology annotation, biological process: regulation of actin filament polymerization.